Bipolaris sorokiniana ND90Pr is the source of this 1460-nucleotide messenger RNA. RefSeq lists its product as uncharacterized. Lineage: Eukaryota; Fungi; Ascomycota; Dothideomycetes; Pleosporales; Pleosporaceae. The transcript is spliced from 2 exons. The record is from RefSeq and is a predicted model, not a curated record. Bases 128 to 1072 code for a protein of 314 amino acids.
CGGCGGCCUCUGCGAUACCAUGUUCAGGCCCCUUGCUGGCCUCGCGAUCCUGUCGGUGAAGGAAAAGGCUGCUGCCGUUGCUGCCGCCUCUGCCGCUGCCACCCAGUAGGUCGACGCCUGCGCCACCAUGUCGGCCGACUACGCCCAUUUGGACGACGACAAUGACAUCGCCUCACCAACACAUUCGUCCCACACGCCUGACAACCUCGACCCGGACCGUCACACCUCGCCUUCACCUUCACCCUUAGGCAUUGACGCCUUCUUUGACGACGAAUACGCCGCUACUGCAGCCGCCACAGCCGCCACAGCUGCCGACCGUCAGUCCGAGGAGCCCUACCGCGCACCACCUCUCCCCUUCAGCACUGGUUUCUUUGACCAUAUCCUCAACCCGGCCGGCCUCGACCACGGUAGAUACUCCCCGUUUGACUGGCAACCCUACCGCCCUCUACAACCAGAGAUGCCGCCUACCACGCGAGCACAUCCACAGGGGUCACAGGCUUCACAGCGACCUGACCGCCUGGCAAAUGGCUACGUAGACCUGACCAGCGCUCCUGACUCGCCCCCUCGCACAAGGAAGAGGCAGUCACCUACACCAGGCCCCUCAGCAAAGCGGCGCAAGAGAGAAGACGGCACGGCCAAGGAGGCUAAGCAGCAGAGCGUGGAGCCCAUCACGGUGGAAGAAGUUGACUUGACUGAGAAUUCAUCAGUCCAACAGGUCCUGCAGAAGCAACGCGAGGAUGCUGUCAAGGCGCAAGCCAGGCCCGACGAGACGUUCACUACAUUCAACUCCUUUAAUUGCGUCAUCUGCAUGGACAAUCCCACCGACCUUACAGCCACAGCAUGUGGUCAUCUAUUCUGCCACACCUGCCUCAUGGAAGCUCUCAUCGCCGGUGAGAACCGUACAGGCCCCCAUGAGACCAAACGUUCACAAUGUCCCGUUUGUCGAAAAACGAUCAGUCGCAAUAAGCCCUCCGAUGUCAUACCCUUGCUGCUCAAGAUAGGUCUUUCGACACAGCCCCGGAAGAAGAAGACAACUGCACCAGCCGCGACCACUUCACCCAAGGUAUCGUGAAUGUACUUGACUUUCGCGAUGCUUUCUUCAGUUUUGCAUACGAGCCCCGUAUCUCAUACUAAGACAUCUACUAGCUAGCUCGGAAAAAACCACAGCGCCCACCUCGAAGGUCUACACGACGCGCGAGACGGAUCUCCAGCAAUGUUGAAUAUGUAUAAGCUUAAAGGCAGACGGAUCCGUCUACAAUGGGUCGCUCGUCAUUGCUACAGCUUCACGGAAGGCAUGCAAUGGGGUGUGGCGUCAUGCAGUGAUGUAUAAUGAUCGCAUAAAGUAAUACAGGGCUAUCUACGGAGAACAUGGACACUAGCGCCAUUAGAAUGACGUAAGUCAUAAGCUGGUUUAAUAGAAGAAUCAUCAAGCUAAAAGGUACUCAUUAAUCCCACCACUA